CUCGCGUAGACACAUCCAACAACAUUCAUUCCAGCCUUAGGCUUUGCGUGUACGUUUCGCGUCACUCACACCCAUUACGCGAUAAAUCUCCUGUACCAUCUUAGGUCCAAUGACUAGCCUCUACAACUCUGUCGUUCACGCGAUCACUCCAGGUCGCACCAGCAAGAGCAGAGAGCCGUCGCUGCCUGCAACAAACAUGCCGAACUUCGCAGAACUCUCCUCGGAGCUCGCAUCUGAAGUUGCAGAUAUUGCUGCGCCCGUCUCCAAUAUGCUCGCCGCGCCUUUCCGACCCAGUUCAGUCUCCUCUGGUACUGUUCCCACCGAUCCUGCGCCUCUGGAGACAAGAUCCUCAGCCGAGCCUUUGCCCAAGACAGUACCAGAGACAGCUCUUCCUGCGCCGAUGGUAGAGCCUGAUGGCGAUGCUCCUCCUAAACCACCGCCGAAGACUGCAAUCCAACGGGGUCGCGCACCAACUGCAAAGGCCUCAGCUCCCCUGACUCGUCCCUCUGGUGUCACCAAGUCUCGUGGCCCAGGUCGUCCCAAAGGUUCUAAGGUUUCUAAGAUCCAAAAGCCAGUCGCAGUAGCUCAGCGAACCAGUCACCGGAACGUCAAAGCACCCGAGCGAUUUGAACCUAUCGCCUUUAAACCUCCGGUUCCCAAGAAACAUAGCGGCUUCUACGAGAUCAAAGCUAUCAUCGAAGAGAACGACGACGGAUACAAGGUUGACUGGGCUGGGAAAGACCCCAAAACUAAGAAGCCUUACGAGCCAACUUGGAUCCCAAAGGAUGACGCAAACGUAGGUGCAAUCAAAGAAUGGGAGAAGAAGCAGAAGAAGGUGGCCAAAGAUGCAAAGGCAGCUGGUCCCAAGACGACUGGUGCAAAGUCCCGCGGUCGCCCAACAAGCUCCAACGCGAAGAGAGGAGGUCGCCCUGUAGGCACGGCCACAAAGAAAGCAGGCCGCCCCGCAGGUAUAGCCACGAAGAAAGCAGACACCACCAUCCCGAUUGCGAAGAAGCGCGGACGUCCAGCAGCUGCCAAGAAACCAGUAGCUGCAAAGACUGUCACGAAAGAAGCGACCAAGACACAAGCCAAUAUGAAGGCCAGGAUGGCUAAGUCACGAGAGGGACGCGCAAGCAAGAGAGCUGGUCUGAAAUCUGCAAGACGCUGAAAGAUCUAUCUUCGUAUUGAUAUCUUCUGGGGGCGCAGGCGGGGUAUGGGCGUUUCCAGAUAUAUCACAAGAAUGGGGCCACUGUUUAUGAGGGAAUGAGCAUGGGAGUAAAGGGCUUAUUGCGGAUCGAUUUCAUUGUAGGGCUGGGUGGAGAGGUAUGGAUCUCAGGGGCGCAGACACGUCUCAUCCAGAUGACUCUUAGUCACAUCGCUCAACUUCUAUGCCAAUUAUAUUCAAAGCGUGCGGUUUAUCAUUAUGU
This is a messenger RNA of Pseudovirgaria hyperparasitica, 1427 nucleotides long. RefSeq lists its product as uncharacterized. Gene Ontology annotation, molecular function: DNA binding. The coding region runs from base 110 to 1168 and encodes 352 amino acids. The transcript has a single exon. Lineage: Eukaryota; Fungi; Ascomycota; Dothideomycetes; Acrospermales; Acrospermaceae. The record is from RefSeq and is a predicted model, not a curated record.